AUCCCUAAAUGUAAUAAAGAAAAGUGUUAAAUAUAAUUGCAAAUAGAAAGAUACUGCCGCUAGUCGUAUUCGCACAGCCUCCACACCGUGGCAGUUGGUUUCUCGUGUCCCUCCAACUGACUAUGGAGAGAAAUUCAGCAGCUCAUGCCAUGGAAUGGAGCAUCGACUUAGAAAAAGGUCUUCGCUCCAAGUUACCAGGUCGCUCUGCGAAAGCCAUUCAACAGUUCGGACCCAGACUCCUGCGCUGGAGUCUCGAGCCGGCACCGCCCACACUGGCCGCAUGCCACAUGUUCGACCUAAUUCCCGGGGAGGAUCGUCUCUUCGCCAACGCCAUUCUCUUGCGCCUUGCCGAUGCUUUCAAGUCUGGAGACGAACACACCAAACUUUGUGUUGUUAAAGUGUUUUUAACGGAGUAUAGGCACCGUGACAAACGCAAAGGGAGACGAUAUAAAGGGCUGCUGUCCAAGGGAAGGGUCUGCAACCACAUUGAGUUGCUGACUCGAGUCAAGGUUGUAUUUGACAAUGGCGAUUCUAAUUCCAAGGCUCUAGCUUUGGCUCUCUUUGGUUGUUGGGCAGAUUUCGCCAAGGACAGUGCUCACAUUCGCUAUUUGGUGCUUUCAAGUUUGGUCUCUUCUCAUCUUUUGGAGGUAAAAGCCGCUCUUUUUGCUGCUGGAUGCUUUUGUGAGUUAUCAGAUGACUUUCCAUGUAUUGUCUUGGAGAUUCUGGUUAAUAUGAUGAGUUCGACUCAAACCUUGUUGCCUAUUAGAUUGGGUGCAGCUAAAGUCUAUGCGAAAAUGAGAUAUUCAUAUUCAACUGCAAUUAGAGCUUAUAAGACAGGUCUAAAGCUAGUAUUAGACUCCCCAGAAGAAAAUUAUCAGAUGACAAUGUUGCUGUCACUGUCAAAAAUUGCAUCAACAUUAUCAGUUCUGAUAUCUGACCAGAUUGGCUUUCUUUUCUUGUUUCUCAGCCCAGAUAAGACUUUGAGACUGCAAGAAACUGCACUAAAAUGCCUUUGUUUUAUGUUUAAUAAAGGAAUAUCCCACUUUUCUGCUAAUGCAAAUCUGGCUGAAGCAUUGUUCAGCACCCUUGGUGAAUCUUUAGUUCCAGCAAACAUUCAAUGCGUUUCUUUAAGGGUUUUGCAUAAGAUGGUUCUGAACAUGCACAGUCUACCCAGUGACGUACUUGAUCUUGAUAAACUGUUGACUGUUGCUGAGAAUGCAUCCCUGUCUCCAUUUAUGUCAAAGAGCCUGCUGGCUGUUUGUAUUCUAGUUGACAUAUCAAAUAAAUUCAAAGGAAGAAGAGAUAUUGGUUCCAACUGGUCAUGUCCUUCAAUUACAUUCAUGGUGAUUUCGCUAAUCUUUAAUUGGAUUACCUUGCUGGUGAAGCCACUGUUCAAUACUUGUCCUUCUGAUUCUGCAGUGUUUCAAGAAGUUAGUAACUUAUUCAAUCUUCUUCUUUCUAUAGUUCGUGCACACCCAGAUUCAGUUGUCAUACUUCUUGAUCGGAUUUUUGUAUUUUUGAAAUACCUUUCCAAUGUGAACGACAAUACUGUGACUACAACUCAAAUAGGUACCUCAGUUUAUAAGAAUGUUAACAGGAAGGGAGAAAAGAGCACAGUAAUCAGAUUGAAGCUUGUUUAUAAAAUUUAUAGGUUUAUGGUAACCUGUCUUGAAAUUCAAAGUAAAGAAGCCAGUGUUGUCACUAUGAUUGUAUUUGACAAAGUGAAGCUUAUGGUUGAACAUGUAUGUGAAAGCAAAGUUUUUGAUAGCUAUACACACACAAUCUACUCUCUAUUGUUACAUUCUCCUGUCAUUUGGGGUCACAGUAUGAAUAAGAGUGAGGACAGUUGCAAUCUUGACAAAAUAUCAGGUAUAUUGCAGCAUAAGUACUCAGUGGAGCAUGAAUUGGUUACACUUGAAUUUGCAAAGAAGAUAUUGGCAGAAAAUAGGAAUUGGUUGGCUUACAAAGUUGGAAUGUAUUCUGCAUGUCAGGGUACAUGGCUCACAUCUUCUUUCAUAUUUCAGCAGCUAAUUAUGCUGGUUCAUUCUGAUUCCUGCAGUCACUGGUUAAAAUCACUAUUUCAAUUUUGUAAAUCUGAAGAAAAAGUUAUGUUGCUGAGUUUGGAAAAUCAAGGUUCCUUAGCAGACCAAUUAGUGAAAAUCAGACCCAAUAUUUCAAAUUGCUGCAAUGCUUUAGGUGAAACUGGCCAUGAUGGUACCAAUAGUUUUUGUCAAGCCAAUUGUAGUGAGGUGAUUUUUAGUGCUUACAACAGUCUUUGCUCCUCGAAGGAAACAUUAGAAGUUAAUGUUACAUGCCAAGCAUUUUUUUUUCAGCGAUGGUUUCUGUCUUUACGAGCAAAAACAUUAAGAUGUGUGGGGGAUGUUCUUAAAACUCUAGGUGCUAUUCCAUUUGUCUGGGAAAGCGGUAAUGACAGUGGGCAGGUUGAGAAAAGUUCCAUCGUUGAUUGCCUGUUCUCUUUAGAACAAAUCACUCAGGUGUCUCUGAGGUUGGAGAGGCUGGCAAAGGAAUUUGAUCUAUUUAGCGCAUCCUUCAUAGACAUGGACAGUGAAAGUUCGAAAAUCAUUUCAGGCCUUGCACUCAGUACAUCGCUCCUCGCCUUUAUAACCGGGUUUUCUCUUUUCAUUCCUAACCUUCAUGAUACUUGUUUGAAAAGCUCAACAAACAAUUUACGUGCUCAUCUAUUACAAAACCUAGCUGGGAGGUUGUUGCACAUAGACCAUGAGGUCAGUACAAAAAUCUAUCAGAUCACGAAUACCAAUGACCACACAAAUGUAGAUUGCUGUAACAUGCAGUUCAGAAAUCAAGCCUUGAACUUUGGUUGUGAAGCAAGAGAUGUUCUUAAUAUUUGUCGUGUUGCUGUGUUUGAUAUAGCUUGCUUGCGAAGUGAGGCAGAUGGAACUCUUACAGAUAAAGAUACAUACCGAAUUACUAAGAAUGCUUUACAACUUAUAUUCAAAAUUCUUAUCAAAUGGAUGAAAAUCCCUUCCAGGACCCCCAAGUACUUUUUUCGGUUAAGGCCUUGCAUUGGGUCAGAACUCUUUGCUGUCAAUGUCGCAAAAAAUGCAGAUGGAAUUUUUGUUGCACAAGGUGGCAGCCUUUCUUUAAGUCUCUGUCUUCAGCUAAGAAAUGUUCCCACAGAUCUUCCAGUUCGGCCCAUUAAGUUGUAUGGCAUGCUCUACUGCAGAGUAUCCUUUCAGGAGCCAAAACCAAUUCCAGAAAAUAAGGAGAAAUCUAGAAGCAGUUAUCAAGUUUGGGAAACUGACGACAUAGUAGAAAUGAAUGAAAAACUUCUACAUUACGUGACACAGUGUGGUACAAAAAAUACGAUCAAUACUAAGCAUGCUAGCGGCAUUAUUGAACAUGGGUUUGCGAACACAUUUGUUUGUUUGGAACCAGAUGAGAGAGGACAGGGAUUCUCAAGUUGCUUGCUUGACAUUUCUAGAUUUUCCACAGGUUCUUACAGAGUUAAAUGGCUCAGCUGUUUUAUUGAUGAUCAUGGCACAUAUUGGAGUGUCCUCCCUUUGAAUGCCGGACCUGCAUUUACCAUUUACUAACUGUUACAGAUGUAGUAAAACAUGCAAGUUUUUGUUACCAUUAUGUGAAGCUUUAUCUAUCAAGCUAAAUAGAUUACAAUGAUGGAAUUUAUUGAUGUGUGCUACAUUUUAGAAAUCAAUUUGUGAUGAUUUUCAAUUAUUGGACA
Messenger RNA from Humulus lupulus (European hop), 3721 nucleotides. RefSeq lists its product as uncharacterized. Gene Ontology annotation, biological process: snRNA 3'-end processing. Gene Ontology annotation, cellular component: integrator complex. The record is from RefSeq and is a predicted model, not a curated record. Lineage: Eukaryota; Viridiplantae; Streptophyta; Magnoliopsida; Rosales; Cannabaceae. The transcript has 6 exons. The coding region runs from base 123 to 3575 and encodes 1150 amino acids.